UACUAGGUAGGUACCUGCUAGGUACUUACCCUCAGUACUGGCUAUAGUAAGUAGAAACCACCACUCGGAACGCCAACCGAUGCCAGCCCCCGGAUCUACUCUCCGAACGGAACCUCCCCUCCCCAAACUACAAUCCCCCCGAUAAGAUCUACAAACAACCCCAGUUUACCCAACCUCUUUCAUCAACCACCUACCUCCAUACCUUUGUAACAUAGCUUGAACUACCUUACAUCACAGCAACUACAACUACAAAUCAAAUCAGAGAAGACCACUGCCAAAAUGGACGUCUCGCAGGUGCUCACCCAGCUCCCCAACACCAUCCAUUGCAUAGAUAUGCACACCACCGGCGAGCCCACCCGCAUCAUCUACGCCGGCUACCCCCAGCUGACGGGCACGCUGCUGGCCCAACGGGACCAAGCCCGCCAGCAACACGACCACAUUCGCCAGCAACUGAUGCUGGAGCCGCGGGGGAAUCCCGCCAUGUACGGGGCGAUCAUCUGCCCGGCGACGGAGCUGGUGGCGACGGGGGAGGCCGACGUGGGCGUGCUCUUCAUCCACAACGAGGGCUACUCGACCAUGUGUGGGCACGCGACGCUGGCGCUGGGCCGGUUCCUGGUCGACACGCACGACGCCAACGUCUUCCCGCGGCGCGCCCAGCUCCCCUUCGACGCCACGACCCAAACCAUCCAACUGAGGCUGCACGCCCCCUGCGGCGUCGUCAGCAUCACCGUCCCCACCAACGCAGAGGGCACGCGAUCCGACCCCACGCGGCCCGUCUCCUUCCUAUCCACGCCCGCCUACGCCACGGCUCUGCAACUGACCAUUCCCAUUCCCGCCGCCGCGCGGUGGCCCGAACUCCCCGCCCAGCGGGACUCCAUCACCCUGGACAUCAGCUAUGGCGGCGCCUUCUACGCCAUUGUCGACGCGGCCGAACUGGGCUUCACCCGCGGCCUGUCGACCGUCGACCUCGACGCCACCACCCGCUGCAUGCAGCAGCUGAAACCGUACCUCGAACGCCGGCCGGAGAUCGUCGCCGCCGUCACGCACCCGGACGACCCGCGGCUCUCGUUCCUCUACUCCGUCAUGAUCGUCGACGCGACCAUCGGGAGCCGACCGCGCGACGUCGCGGGCGCCGAGACCGGCCUCUGCUACUUCGCCGACAACCAGAUCGACCGGUCGCCGACGGGGUCGUGCGUGACGGCGCGCAUGGCCCUGGCCCACGCCAAGGGCCGCCGGGCCGUCGGCCAGCGCUGGGCGUACAACUCGCUCGUGUCGAAUCACUUCCAGACGGACGAAUUCCGCGCGGAGAUCGUCGAGGAGCUCGCGCCGUCAUCCGUUUCCGGGGGACGACCGUCCGUGGUUGUCCAAGUCGAGGGCCGAGCAUUCUACACCGGGGCCGCCUCGUUCAUGGUGGAAGCAGAGGACCAGACGUCCCGGACUGGAUUCACGAUGGAGAGAGUAGCUGCGGCGCCAUUACCAUGACUAUUACCAUGUUCUUCUCCAUCAGCUAUUGAAUAUCAACCCUCAUUGAAUCACAUCUUCCAUUAGCUAAAC
Molecule: messenger RNA, 1554 nt
Organism: Aspergillus fijiensis CBS 313.89
Lineage: Eukaryota; Fungi; Ascomycota; Eurotiomycetes; Eurotiales; Aspergillaceae
Product: putative proline racemase
Exons: 1
Coding region: 280-1482 (400 amino acids)
Molecular function (GO): hydro-lyase activity
Source: RefSeq, a predicted model, not a curated record